AUGAAUAAGAUGCUCCAGACCGUGAAGCGGCGCCUGAGCAACUCGGCCGAGGGCGGGGACCCUGCGGCGAUGGCGGCGACCUUGGCCGCGGCCAACAGCUCGACGGCCAACCUCGCGCGCGACGAUGGCAUCGAGAACGUCGCGCGCUCGGACGUGUCGCUGCCGCGCCGCGAGCGCCGCCGGAGCUCACUCGUGCGCAACCAGAAGGUGGCGGCGCUCAAGGACCUGCCGCACCUCAAGGACACGAGCAUGCAGAAGCGGGAGGCGCUCUUUCAGCAAAAGCUGGAGCUCUGCUCGGUGCUGUUCAACUUUGACGACGCGGCCUCGGACAAGAAGGGCAAGGACCUCAAGCGCCAGACUCUGCUCGAGCUCGUUGACUAUGUCAACAACGCGGGCGGCCAAAAGAUCUUUACCGAGGCCUUGAUGCCCGACAUCAUGGCCAUGGUGUCGGCCAACAUUUGCCGCGCGCUGCCGCCCCAGACGGAAGACUUUGAUCCGGAGGAAGACGAACCGGUCUUGGAGCCGUCGUGGCCGCACCUCCAGGUCGUCUACGAGUUUUUCCUGCGCUUCAUCGUGUCGGGCGAAGUCAACGCCAAGGUGGCCAAGAAGUUUGUGGACCAAAAGUUUUGCUUGAACGUCAUCGAACUCUUCGACUCGGAGGACCCGCGCGAGCGCGACUACCUCAAGACGAUCUUGCACAGAAUAUACGGCAAGUUCAUGAGCCACCGGUCGUUCAUCCGGAAGGCCAUCUCGAACGUGUUUUACCGCUUCGUGUACGAGACCGAGCGCCACAACGGCAUUGGCGAGCUCCUCGAAAUCCUCGGCUCGAUCAUCAACGGCUUUGCGAUGCCGCUCAAGCGCGAGCACCUCCAGUUCCUCGUCAAGGCGCUCGUGCCACUGCACAAGCCCAAGUGCGUCUCGCUCUACCACCAGCAGCUCUCGUACUGCAUCACGCAGUACGUAGAGAAGGACCCGGAGACUGCGAUCCCAAUCAUCUCGGGCAUCGUCAAGUUUUGGCCGUGGGCGUGCUCGUCCAAGCAAGUGCUCUUCCUCAACGAGCUCGAAGAGAUCCUCGAGCUCAUGGGGCCGGACCAGCUCAACCAAGUGCACAAGGACCUCUUCCGCGUGCUCUCCAAGUGCCUCGGCUCGCAGCACUUUCAGGUCUCGGAGCGGGCGCUCUUCCUCUGGAACAACGAGCACCUCGUCAACAACGGGUGUCUCAGUCGCCAGCACGCAAGCUUGAUCCUCCCCGUUAUAUAUGGACCCCUCUACAAGAACUCGCUCGGCCACUGGAACACGACGGUCGAGGGCCUCGCCCAGAAUGUGCUCAAAUUGUACUUGGACUACGACGCGCCGCUCUUCGACAAGUGCGCCAAGGACUAUUUAGAAAAGACCGAGCACGCGGGCGACGCCGUGUCGGCCCAAGCCGACAAGUGGAAGAAGAUAGAGCUCAUGGCCGAGGCGAAGCGCGCGUAG
Messenger RNA from Saprolegnia diclina VS20, 1476 nucleotides. RefSeq lists its product as hypothetical. Lineage: Eukaryota; Oomycota; Saprolegniomycetes; Saprolegniales; Saprolegniaceae. Gene Ontology annotation, cellular component: protein phosphatase type 2A complex. Bases 1 to 1476 code for a protein of 491 amino acids. Gene Ontology annotation, molecular function: protein phosphatase regulator activity. The transcript is spliced from 5 exons. The record is from RefSeq and is a predicted model, not a curated record. Gene Ontology annotation, biological process: signal transduction.